AAGCUCCUUAAAUACUUUUGUUUCUUUUGAUCAAUGCAUGCAAAGCUUUUGCCAACCCAUGUGAGCUAUCUCCAGACGGAUGUGACCCCUCCAAGGCUCCAACCAUUCUGCACGCAUCAACAACAUUUUUUUCACUUUAUAACUUCACUCCAACCAAUAAUUUCACACCUUUGAAUUUCAAACCAGUUUCCCUUCACUCCUCUCUUUGUUGCUGUUUCUUGAAUUCUAUCCGGGGUCUCGCAGAGGGAUAGAAAAAAGUCUUCUUUUUUUUUUUCUCCCCACGCAGUAAAUUCCUUCCGAUUUCCUGUUUGCGUGUCUUUAAGGCAACACAUAGGAAAGCUUUUGUACGAAGUAUCAUUGCUGGCCUUUUCAGGAUGUAAACAUCAGAGGAAGCUAUGAAAGGCGUUCGUGUUUCAGUGUUUCUUAGGAAUUCGAGGGCGGAGUGUUUAUGGGUUUCGUGACUUUUUGACACCCUUUUCUACUUUCCUGGGAGAUAUCAUUUCGUUUUGGAGUUUACCCAAAGUUUAGUGUUGAGUACAAUAUGCACAUGAGGUGUUUGUUGCUAUGCUUAACUGAGAGAAUCACAAGGAGAGUGGCUUGUUUAAGUUUACAGUUUUAGAUGGCAUCUUUUAGUGGUUUAGGAAUUGGUUUGAGUUUUGUGUUUGGGUGUAUCCUUAUGGGACUGGUUGCAGAGCUGUAUUACUUGUUAUGGGUGAGGAGAAGAAUCAGAGACAGAGAAACUGAGGGGGAAUACACCAGUAUUGGGAGUGAUAUUGCUUACUUGUUUUGUUGCAAGAAAUCAAAUUCUGUGGUGACUAGAACCAGCACCCAAGCCCUAACAACCUCAGAAUUGAAUGGAUAUAGCCAAGAUUUGGAGGUGGGAACAGGGAAGGAUUCACUGUUGAAAGGGUUUGGGGAAGAUGAUGGGGUGGAAUCAGAGCUGAUGAGGCUGCAUAACCUUUGUGGGCCUCCUAGGUUUCUGUUCACAAUCAAAGAGGAAACCAAGGAGGAUUUGGAGUCUGAGGAUGGGAAAUCUAGGAAGGGUUCCAGAACUAGGAGCUUGAGCCAUGACCUUAUGAUUGGUGUUGAAACACCAUUGCUUUCCCCCCUGUCUUCACCUCCAUUAAAGCCUCUGGCUUUGGAGUCUUACAGCCACCAUGGGCACUUCAACCCUCUGUUUGAGUCCUCAACAGAAGCAGCCCUGAACAGGAUGAGAUCCUCUCCUCCUCCCAAGCUGAAGUUCCUGAGAGAUGCUGAGGAGAAGCUGAUUAAGAGGCUGGUUCAAGAAGCUGAGAAAAGGGCCCUCAGGAAUGGUGGCUCAGUCCAAGAUUCUGCACCCAAGCCUUCUCCAAACUCAAAUGGGGUCACUGAAGUGAAAGAUGGCUCCUUUAUGUCUUUUCUUGAUAGUAGCAAAGCAACAGAGGUUUGAGACAAACAGUUUCCUGGUACCACCCAUCUCCUUCACAGGUACUCCCAUUGCCUUCUUCUCCCCCAACAUUCCUACCACUUGACAGCAAUUCUGGCAUUCUGCUAUGCACUAGAUCUCCAACAUGGCUUAGAUCAUCCUCUUGUUUCUUCCAUUAACCAAAGUUACAGAAAUCUAGAUUACACCCCCUUUCUUUUUUCCUUCUUUUUAAUUUAUUGAAUUGCUUGUAGGCCUUAUUAGCAAUUGUUUAUGUUUUUCCUCUUCUGCUUCUAAAUUUCUAAAUCAAAAUCCUUGUACAAAGUAUCAUGAGUUCCAUUUUAUGCAUGCUUUUGGCUUAUUGGUGAAAAAAAACUUGUCGAUUUAAUACUAA
Molecule: messenger RNA, 1796 nt
Organism: Ipomoea nil (Japanese morning glory)
Lineage: Eukaryota; Viridiplantae; Streptophyta; Magnoliopsida; Solanales; Convolvulaceae
Exons: 1
Coding region: 620-1429 (269 amino acids)
Source: RefSeq, a predicted model, not a curated record